AUGAAUAAAAACAAGGAUACAGAUAGAAAAAAAAAAGUAAAUGAACGAAAAAAUAAUAUAGUAAAUAAUAGAAGAAAUAAAGUGAUUAAUAACAAUGUAAUAGAAAAUAUAUCUUCUAAUAAAAAAAGUAUUAAAAAAAAAAUUGAAAAAAAGAAAAUGAAAAAGAAUUUAGUUAAUACAAACGAUAUAAUAGCUAAAAAGAAAAGUUUCCUUAAAGAAACAUAUAAAAGAGAUAAAAAAAAACAUAUAGAUAACAAUGGGAUUAUAAAAAAUAAGAAAAUGGUAAAUAUAAAAAAUGAAAUAGGAAAAAAAAAGAAAAAAGAAAAUAUUACGAAGAAUGGGAUAAAUAUGAUUAAGAAGAACAACACAAAUAUAAUUAAUGAAAAGGAAAAGGUAGAAGAAGAAGCAAGUGAAAAAAAAAAUGUUGAAAAUGACACAAAUAUUUUGAAAGUGGAUGAAGAUCCUUAUUUAUUAAAAGACGCUAAAUACAUUAAAAAAAAUGAGUUAUGGAAAAAUAAGCAAAGAGUGUUGAUUGUACGUUCUCCAUUAAAAAAAAAAAAUUGUAAAUCAUUUAUUGAAAAUUUAAAAUUAUUAUUACCUCAUCAUAAGAUAGAAAAUAAGUGGGAUAAAAAGUUAAAUAAAAGUGAAUUAAAUGAAAUAAGUUAUAGUAGAAAUUGCAAUAAUAUUAUAUUUUUUGACGUUAAAAAAAGACGAUAUUGCUUAUGGAUAUGUAAAAAUAUAACUGGUCCUUCUUUAUAUUUUGAAAUAUUAGAUUAUAUACCACUACAUAGUUUGAUUUUUUCAGGUAAUUGCUUAUUAUAUUCUAGGCCACUUUUAAUUUUUAGUAAACAAUUUGAUGAAUUAGAACAUUUAAAGUUAAUCAAAGAAAUAUUUAUUCACGUUUUUGGGAUACCUAAUUAUCAUCCUUUAAGCAAACCUUUUUAUGAUCACUGUUAUAAUUUUUUUUAUAUAAAUAACUUAAUUUAUUUUAGACAUUAUCAAAUAUUACCAAUAACAUUGGCUGAUUCAAAUAAUAUUAAUAAACAGAAACUUGUAGAAAUAGGACCGAAAUUUACUUUACAUAUUAUAAAAAUAUUUGAAGAAUGUUUUAAAGGGAGAAUUCUUUAUGAAAAUACAAAAUAUAAAAAUUAUGUUACAUCUCAACAAAUGAAGUUAAAUCAACAUUUAAAAAAAAAGAUGAAUAAUAUAAAAAAGAAAGAAAAACGAUUUAAAAAAAUUAAAGCAAUUAAUAGAUUAAUUAAAACAGAUAUUGACUUUUAA
Molecule: messenger RNA, 1281 nt
Organism: Plasmodium relictum
Lineage: Eukaryota; Apicomplexa; Aconoidasida; Haemosporida; Plasmodiidae
Product: ribosome biogenesis protein BRX1 homolog, putative
Exons: 1
Coding region: 1-1281 (426 amino acids)
Biological process (GO): rRNA processing; ribosomal large subunit assembly
Cellular component (GO): nucleolus
Molecular function (GO): rRNA binding
Source: RefSeq, a predicted model, not a curated record